This is a messenger RNA of Raphanus sativus (radish), 1068 nucleotides long. RefSeq names its product ras-related protein RABA3. Lineage: Eukaryota; Viridiplantae; Streptophyta; Magnoliopsida; Brassicales; Brassicaceae. Gene Ontology annotation, molecular function: GTP binding; GTPase activity. The coding region runs from base 160 to 873 and encodes 237 amino acids. The transcript has 2 exons. The record is from RefSeq and is a predicted model, not a curated record. Gene Ontology annotation, cellular component: endosome.
UAAAAGAAAUGAACAGAGCAUCGUUGCUGUCUUCACAAAACAAGACUGGCUCGAACCGUUUUUCUUCCCACUUUCUCUGUUUCACAGACUCUCCACUUUUACUCAAAACAGAAGGACUUCACUGAGUUUUUCCUCUUCAUCGAAGCCAAUUCCUCAAUAAUGAACGAAGAGAUGAGCGGAGAGAUGCCGGAGAAUAAACACGCAAGUAAACCGUCAUUGCCUGAAAAGAUCGACUACGUGUUCAAGGUGGUGGUGAUUGGUGACUCUGCUGUCGGUAAAACGCAGCUCCUUUCACGUUUCACACAGAACGAGUUCUGUUAUGAUUCAAAGUCCACCAUUGGCGUCGAGUUUCAGACACGUACGAUCACUCUUCAAGGCAAACUCGUUAAAGCUCAGAUCUGGGAUACCGCCGGUCAAGAAAGAUACAGAGCGGUGACGAGCGCCUAUUACAGAGGCGCGUUAGGUGCAAUGGUGGUUUACGACAUAACCAAACGCGUCUCCUUCGACCACGUGGCACGUUGGGUUGAGGACUUACGUGCUCACGCCGACGACUCCGCCGUGAUUAUGCUCGUCGGAAACAAAGCUGACCUUGCCGCCGAUAAACGCGCGGUCCCGACAGAAGACGCCGUCGAGUUCGCGGAGACUCAUCGGCUAUUCUUCUCGGAAGUCUCGGCUCUAAGCGGCGGAAACGUCGACGAGGCUUUUUUCCGUCUGCUAGAGGAGAUUUUCAGCCGCGUUGUCGUGGCGAGAAAAGCUCUGGUAUGCGAGUGUGUGUCUACCUCGAAACUUGACGGUUCGAGAAUCGAUGUGAUCAUCUCUGGUUCGGAUCUUGAGAUUAGUAAGACGAAUGAACAAGCUUCGUGUUCGUGUUGAUUUUGAGUGAUGGGCUCAAGUAUGGGUCAGAUACCUCUAGACAUAGUGGUACUUUUUUGAAUAUCAUUUUACCCAUGUCUCUGUUUUAAGGGCUUUUCAUAUACUUUGUUAAUUGGUGGUACUUGAUUAGAUACCUUCUAAAAACUAUCCAUGUAGUAAUUUUUUUUCUUGUUAUCUGAAGAUCAUAUUAAAUGA